Messenger RNA from Phytophthora nicotianae INRA-310, 249 nucleotides. RefSeq lists its product as hypothetical. The record is from RefSeq and is a predicted model, not a curated record. Lineage: Eukaryota; Oomycota; Peronosporomycetes; Peronosporales; Peronosporaceae. The coding region runs from base 1 to 249 and encodes 82 amino acids. The transcript has a single exon.
AUGGAGAAAGUCACGAAGGCGGUGGAGCAGCGAAUCGGUGCCGAGCUGCCGGACAAGUUUGGGGUCAUUCUUGACGGAUGGACCCACGGCACCGAGCACUACCUGGCCGUGUACGGCUGCUACGACGUGCAUGGCGUGCGCAAGUGCCCCCUGCUCUCGUUUGCCCCGAUCAUUAACGGGCUCGAUGACCGGCUGAACGCGGAGAGUCACAUGACUGCACUAGCUGCUUUUUUGCCAUUUUUUUGGUAA